This is a messenger RNA of Arachis duranensis, 849 nucleotides long. RefSeq lists its product as uncharacterized. The transcript is spliced from 2 exons. The record is from RefSeq and is a predicted model, not a curated record. Gene Ontology annotation, molecular function: zinc ion binding; nucleic acid binding. NCBI's taxonomy places the organism in Eukaryota, Viridiplantae, Streptophyta, Magnoliopsida, Fabales, Fabaceae. The coding region runs from base 1 to 849 and encodes 282 amino acids.
AUGGCGCCUCGUGGACCCGGUCGGGGAUGUGAGAGAGAUCGUACUAGUACUCAGGAACCGGAAAUCAACCCGAAUAACCUGUUGGUGCCUGAAGAGCAGUGUGUUGAAUUUGCUACCUAUCUGCUCACGGGGAAAUCAUCGCAUUGGUGGCAAGGGGCUCGACGUCUCCUGCAGCAGGGGAAUGAUCCUAUCACCUGGGGUGCCUUCCAAGUGGAAUUUUAUAAGAAGUACUUCCCGAAUUCUGCUAGAACGGUCAAGGAACUUGAAUUACUGCAACUGAAGCAGGGUACAAUGUCCGUAUCUGAGUAUACGGAUAAAUUUGAGGAGUUAUUCAGGUUUUCUCGUAUGUGUCAAGGAACCCCGGGAGACUCUGAGGAAUGGAAGUGUAUUAAGUAUGAGGGAGGACUUCGAAGUGAAAUCCUGAGCUCCGUUGGACCGAUGGAGAUUAGGGUCUUCUCUAAACUUGUGAACAAGAGCCGUAUUGCUGAAGAAUGUGUGAGGAAGGCUGUUGAGGCAAAGAAUGACCAUUGGGAGUCCUACCACAGGGAGCACAAUCAAGAGUACCCAACAAGGGGUCAAGAGUUUAAGAGAAGAGGAUACCCACAACGUUUUCCCCAAAGGCGAAAUGACCUUGCGACGAAUAAGAAUUCCCAAGGAAAAGGUAGGGAAAAACAAAUAGUGGCUGCUUUGGAUGUUUUGAGCUGUCAGAGAUGUGGAGGUCAUCACCCAAAUAGACCGUGUCGUUAUGGUUCGGGUUUGUGUUACAAUUGCGGAAAGCUAGGACAUUUGGUCAGAGAUUGCCCACACCGGAAGGACCGGGAGACUGCUAGGUCCGAUUUUCAUACCUGA